Messenger RNA from Cladocopium goreaui, 439 nucleotides. NCBI's taxonomy places the organism in Eukaryota, Dinophyceae, Suessiales, Symbiodiniaceae. The record is from the annotation of a GenBank genome assembly.
GUCUGAGAUGGGGCGGGACGACCGCUUCCGAGUGGGGUGUUGGGAGUCGUUCUAUGUUGCCUUGCUGCUGCCGGCUGCCGCUCAACCUGCCUGGCCGGAUCCAGUCCCACUCGUUCGACCAGCUAAACCACCUGGCAACGCGGGGCCCAACGCGGGGCCACGAUCAAAUCCGCCACAAAACAGUACGCAUGAUGAAUGCGAUGGUCCUUUGAUGGACCCCGUCAGCGGCGAGGAGGUUCCACCUCGUCACGGGGUGUCCCUGCGAGGGGCAGAGAAUGGGCAACCCAGGCGGGGGCCCUGUGAGUGUGGCAUGGUGUGCCAGUGGGGCUUUCGCACAGAGGGUGGACGUCAAAUCUGCAACGGUCCGUGGAUGUGCUCCUCUUGUAUGCCGAUGCCCACCAUGCCCUAUGUAUCCAGUGGUGGCAGUGGAGCGCGCUGA